GUGUGUGGCAAUGUAAAUCAUGUAAAUUGUGCGUAUUUAAAAGUAUUUCUUUGCUUCGUUUUGAGAAAGCAACUCAACUUGUGUGGAUUCAACUUAAGUAUGUAAUCUGCACACUUUGACAAAUGACUGGAAUAAAGAUCUCACAGAACCUAGGGCUUAUAUGCUCAUUUUUAUGGUUCCUACCUCUUGUAGCAGCUUUCCAAACUGACCCCAGGGAUUGGCCUACCUUGACAGCAGUGUCAGUAGUGGUGUCUGCUGUAAUUAUCUUGGUGCUUAUUGUCGUUCUUAUCCAGUGUGGAGGUUGCGUAGGAAUGGAAGUGUCUUCCGAAUCUCAUCCCGCUGCCGGCACCAACAAAGGACAGCACUACCCCUCCUCAGUCGUCACAGACGCAAACACCCAAGUUCUAAUGUCUUCCCAUACUCUCCCAGGAGAUGACCCGUAUCAACCAAAUAAUGGGGGACAAGGCUUGCCAUAUUCACUUAACCCCACUGUUCCCAGUGCCCCAGGAUUUACUGGUUAUCAAAGCACACCUACUGCACAGCCUGCCCCAGGAUGGGGACAAGGAGGGGGGCCAGGACAGGGUUAUCAGUCCCCUGGCCCUGGAGCACACCGCCCAGCAAUGGGAAGUGAACCCCCUCCCCCAUCAUACAAUGACAGUGUCCGGGGUAGUGAUGCUUUGUGGUGAAUUUAUUUCUUCAUUCUAGAAUUUGCAAAUUUCAUUUUGUUCUUGUAGACUUAAGUAUUACAUUAACCGAUGUAUGGAUUUCAGCAUGCAUUAAAUUGUUCUUAACAUGCUGGGCAUUAAAAUGUACCUGUUUCUAUAUCAUCAUUGGCUUGUGGUAAACCAUUUUGUAAUGAACCAACUACGCUUGAAACUUUAACAUCAUCGGCUUUCGUUAUGAAAAAUACUGUUAAAGUACUUUUUCUGUGUGGAAUUUAUUUAAAUGCUAUGUACAUAUUGACCAAUUUUCAGUAGUAAUUUGUCCCAGCAUACUUCAAGUACAUCCUAGGCAUAUAGUGGCAAUCUAUAAGAAAUCAGAGCAAUUUUCUAUCUGUGGAUUGAACAAAAAUUAAUAUGUUUUCUGAGAAUUACUAGCAUGACUAGAAUGACCCCCAUGGGAAAAAAGUAUGUUUUCAGUAAGUGAAAAUACUGAUCAAGGUAGUAGAGUACAUAUAUAUUUCUGAGAUUGAUGCAUCUUUCAGAGGGGGUGUUAAACAUUUUCCAGUUUGAUUUGAACAUAUUUUAUUGUAAUUUACUAUUACAAAGGGAUUGGGUACACAUUUUAAAACUUAUUACGCCCUCUCCUUUCCGAUUGUAAUAUGUAUGUCUGCCUAUGGCUUUAAAAUUAAGAAGGCAAGAUGUGCUUAUAAAGUACAGAUAUAAAGGACUUUAUUAGGGUAUCUGACCCGUUUCAAAAUAACAUGCGCUGCUAUCUGUGAUAUUAUCUUUGUAAUAUUUAACCAUUGUUUACAUGUGUGAGUUUUUGAUUGAUCUGUGACCGAAAUAAAAUAUGUACUAGUUAUUACUGACAUAACAUUUAUGUGUAAUGCAUAAUGUGUAAUGCAUAAUGUAUGUUAUUGUUUUUAUAUCCUUUCCUUGGUUGUUUAUCUAAAUAAUACUUAUAGGCUAGAAAUUUUGUAUGUGAUUAAUUUUACAAGUUGUGACAUUUUACCUACCAUUUACAAAAUAAAUUCAAAUGUACCAGGAUUGAUUAAUAAAGUUUUAAAUUAAGAA
Molecule: messenger RNA, 1736 nt
Organism: Saccostrea echinata
Lineage: Eukaryota; Metazoa; Mollusca; Bivalvia; Ostreida; Ostreidae
Product: serine/threonine-protein kinase PAK 4-like
Exons: 3
Coding region: 123-686 (187 amino acids)
Source: RefSeq, a predicted model, not a curated record